Molecule: messenger RNA, 435 nt
Organism: Racocetra persica
Lineage: Eukaryota; Fungi; Glomeromycota; Glomeromycetes; Diversisporales; Gigasporaceae
Source: the annotation of a GenBank genome assembly
AUGAAUGACAAAUCGUUUGAUUAUGGAGAAUGUCUUGAGAAUUAUGACCCUGAUAUUGACUAUGAGAUAUUGGACCACAAUGAAAGCUACCUUGAAAAUACAUCUGAAAUUUCAUCUACUCCAAAGACCACAACAGAUGAAAGUGUAAUGACUGAUCAUGAGUAUGCUAGUAAAGACUUCACAUUUGAUGAAAGGGCACUAAAUCAUGCAAAAAAUUUUGUAAUAUCAACUACUGAACAUUUAGAGCAAGACGAAAAUAAUAUUAAUGCUAUCGAUUAUGAAAUAGAGGAUGAUUCAGAUACUAACACUAAUAAUCUAGAAAAAGAUAAACAAUAUGUUGUUGUUGAUUAUCAGGAGAGACGUUUUCAACAUUGUUUGAAUAAUAUACAUAGACAAAUUAAACAGCUCAUAGGUACUUGGGAACUAGACUUUUAG